Molecule: messenger RNA, 1195 nt
Organism: Amoebophrya sp. A25
Lineage: Eukaryota; Dinophyceae; Syndiniales; Amoebophryaceae
Source: the annotation of a GenBank genome assembly
CAAACUUCUGGAGACUAAGGCUAAGACAAGCAGAAGAAGUGGGGCUGGAGGUGGAGUCUUUAUAAGUGACUGUGAUUCACUGCGUGGUAGAAAUAUAUACUGAAUCUGAACUUACUUCGUUUUAUAAACUUAGUACUCUCGUCUCGGUAAUCAGAGGUUGUAUACAUCCGUACCAGAAGUAAAAAUUAUAUUUUUAUACAACAAGUACCUUUCUUGGCACUAUAACUUUACCUUCCUUGCAACUGAAACUGUCUUUACCCCUUCCCCCCUAAUGUCAGAUGAACUUACCCCCAGAAUGGGUAGAUUAUUAUUAUUAUUAUUACCUUUAAGCCUCGUCUCAUCUCCAACCAUUGUAGGACAAUAAAACUCAACGCCACCCUUAGGAAACAACAUGAAAAAGAUUAAAACAAAAAUGAAGCUUCUCCUUGUAUAGCUUGCUAUACUCGUAUGGUCUUCGCUGCCUUCUUGGCACAACUUGUUCUGAGUUCUAGGCUCUGAAAGAUGUUACUUUUUUGAAAAAGACAACCUGGCCUUUGGUCUUCCACGGUCCACCUUAUUAUUAUUAUAGAACAUUUCGUAAGAAGGAUGUUGGAUUGGAUGGAUUGCAUGGCAUUGCAUGCAUUGCAUGAGCCGAGGGGGUCAGAGUGCGACCUUCUUAAGGGAGCGACACGGGAGCGAAGACUCAGGGCGCGGCAUAGGAGUACUUACUUGGCUCCGUUGUAGGCGUACUUGAAUAGUGCUGGCACGUACUAGCUAUUGUAAGUAGCUCGACUAGGCUAGCUUGCCUGCGAUCUCGACCGUCUUGCUCGCUGUUCCCUGGCGCACACAGGCCACGGCGUUUGCGCUGCUCCUUGCUUGUUUCUGGGGCGAGGUCACAGUGGGGCCGUGUUUGUGUUCGUGUAUCGUAAAGCAAUUCUUCGGCGGAGCAGCCCGGUACUGCGGAGGAAGUAUGGCGCCCGAAGGGCGCCGCGAAAAAUAUAUUGUUUUUUGGGUGGUCCAUCCAUGCAAUGCAUGCCAUCCAUGCCAUGCAAUCCAGAAGUUCGGAAAUUGCCUUAUAUUCUAUUAUUAUUAUUUUUACCUCCGAUGCCGAUCAUCAGUUCAUCUUCUUCGCCCACUCUUGACCAGAUAUGUCCGAUAAGGAUAGCGCGGUCGAAAAACAGGUCACAGCAAUGACGCAUCACGACGGUGCCUCACC